This is a messenger RNA of Schistosoma intercalatum, 1507 nucleotides long. Lineage: Eukaryota; Metazoa; Platyhelminthes; Trematoda; Strigeidida; Schistosomatidae. The record is from the annotation of a GenBank genome assembly.
GUCGGUGAUCCACCACUACUCUAUACGAAAGACCAUUGAGGGAAAGCUUGUACUAAUCCAUGCACUACCGUUCAAAACUAUUUGUCAUUGGAAGCGGUAGGGUUAAAGUAAAACACUACUGAAUGUGGAUUACUUAGGAGAUAAUUAUCAGCUGUGCACCAGUGCAUUUUAUUACUAAGAAAUAUAAAAAGACAUGUCAAAGAGAUUAACAAGCUUGUUUGUACAAAGUCUAUUUAUUCAACCAAGAACUAUCAAUCAUUUUGCUGGACUGCAUACAUCAUCAAUUACCAUGGCAGAACCUUUAAAAAAGAAGAAAAGAGUCGGCCUAGCUGAUAGCCAAAUUCAAGUAACUAGAAAAGUUAGAAGAAUUGAAAAAGAAAUCAAACGACUUAAUCGUCUCGAUCGAAUAUUAAGACCAAUUGAAGAAAUUGAAGGAGAUCGUCAAUUAAAGAAAGAAAUAAAAUUACGUCAACGUCCAUCAAUAGAUAUUAGUGAAACGGAAUUAGAUGAACGAAUAGGUAUUUGGAAGAAUUGGACACGUUAUCAAAGAAAUGUAGCACACAAUGAAAUGAUCAUGUAUAAUUCAGCAAUUGCUGCUCAACAGAAUGCUUUAAAAUGGUUAUACAAAACAUCUCCCGAUUUAUACAAAGCGGCUAUUCAACCUUGUCCUGAAUUAAUUCAAUCAUCAGAAUUAUCGAAUGAUGAUAAUUUAGGAGUAGUAACAAAAGAAAAUGAAAUGAAUUAUUUAACAUUAGUAGGUCCAUAUAUGACUGCACCAAAAUUACACGGGGAAUUUAUUGACUCGACUGAAGAAUAUGAACCACCAGAUGGUGAACAAAUUGAUACAACAAUUCAAUUAACUUAUGAAUUUGAAAUUGAACCACAAUUAUUAGCUCAACCAAAGAAGAGAAAGUUUAUGUUUACAAAAAAAUGAAAUGUUCAAUUCUUUUUUUUCUUCUUGUAUUGAUAAACAAAUUAUAUAUGACUACAAUGUUACAUUUUGUUCGGAACUUAAAGUUAGUUAGAAUGAGUAGCACAACAAUACUUCCCUAUUUCAUUUGAAAAGUGAUCUCAUCUAAAAUAAGAAAAACAAAGAUGAAAGCAAUCGUAUUAAGACGAUGGUUAUUAUGGGGGGGGUAUAUUGGAAAAAAAAAGUUAGGAGUGGUCAAAGCAAAAUAUGGCAUCAGUCUAUGAAUUCAUUGACAAUGGAACCGAGACAUGUUCAGAAGUGUAGAUUACUUGGCUCAAGUUCACAAGAUUAUCGUAACUCGUGCCUAGAGACUUUGAAUGACAUGGCGCAAAGUCGUUCGCAAUUGUGUAAAGAAUAAGACAAUAAAUAAACCGGAAACAAAUCACAAAGCACACAGAACUCUAUCUCCAAGAGACAUUAAAGAAAUGUAAGUUAUACUUUUCCUAUGAUGUAACUACGUCAGAUUGAUUUGAUAAAAGGUAGUUAAUAUGAGAUGGGUUUUUUGUGGAGAUUUUAGAAAUUUCAGAUUAAAAUCAU